Molecule: messenger RNA, 3274 nt
Organism: Chelonoidis abingdonii (Abingdon island giant tortoise)
Lineage: Eukaryota; Metazoa; Chordata; Testudines; Testudinidae
Source: RefSeq, a predicted model, not a curated record
GAAAAGUAAUAGGAAAAAAUGGAAAACUGAUUCAGGAGAUAGUGGACAAAUCAGGUGUUGUGAGAGUGAGAAUUGAAGCUGAAAAUGAUAAAAAUAUUCCACAAGAAGAGGUGUUAGUUGUGUCAUCAACUGUAACAGGGGAAACACAGAAACCUGAGAUCAAAUCUUGGCAGGGAAUGGUACCAUUUGUAUUUGUGGGAACCAAGGACAGCAUCACUAAUGCAACUGUGCUUUUAGAUUAUCACCUAAAUUAUUUAAAGGAGGUAGACCAACUACGUUUGGAAAGAUUGCAAAUCGAUGAACAGCUCCGGCAGAUUGGAGCUACUUCUAGACCACCACCAAAUCGUACUGACAAAGAAAAAGGAUAUAUGACUGAUGAUGGUCCAGGACUUGGGCGAGGUAGUCGGCCCUACAGAAACAGAGGGCACAGCAGACGUGGUCCAGGCUAUGCUUCAGGAACUAAUUCUGAAGCAUCAAAUGCUUCUGAAACAGAAUCUGAUCACAGGGAUGAGCUUAGUGAUUGGUCAUUAGCCCCAGCAGAAGAAGAACGAGACAACUACCUUCGCAGAGGAGAUGGACGAAGACGUGGAGGUGGUGCACGAGGCCAAGGUGGGCGGGGCCGUGGAGGUUUCAAAGGAAAUGAUGAACAGUCACGAACAGAUAACCGUCAACGUAAUUCAAGAGAUUCUAAAGGGAGAUCAGCAGAUGGAUCACUUCAGAUCAGAAUUGACUGCAAUAAUGAAAGGAGCGUCCACGCUAAAACAUUACAGAAUACCUCCAAUGAAGGUAGUCGACUGCGCACGGGUAAAGAUCGUAAUCAGAAGAAAGAGAAAUCAGACAGUGUGGAUGGUCAGCAACCAUUGGUGAAUGGAGUACCCUAAACUGCAUAAUUCUAAAGUCAUAUUUCCUAUACUGUUUCAGUGAUUCUUAUUCCACGUUAGAGAAACUUGUUAGGCCAAAGACAAAUAGUAGGCAAAAUGGCGCAGGGCAUGAAAUGAACAUAAACGUUCUGUUAGCCUUUUUUAACAUCAGCAGUAUGCAGUUGUUUUCAGAAUAAGAAGUUAUACAAAUAUUUGCAUAAAAAUAUCUGAACUUCUGAAAAAUGCUUUCAAGUACAUCUUGCACUUCAAACAAUGAAAGAUUCUUUUUGUUUGUUUUAAAAAUACUGAGCUGUGCAUUGGUAUACUUUUUGUUCAGUUGUACCAUUUUAAUGCAUUGGGUCAAAAAUCACUGCUCAAUUUCAAUUUUCAGAAUAAAUAGUGUUUGCAGUAAUAAAUUGGGCUUCUGUUUUCAAUCUGACUUACAAGUUCUUCAUGAAAUGCUAUGUCGUUUUAUGUCCUGUGUCAGUUCACGUUUUGGUCCACUUUUUCAGUAUUUUAGUGGACUCUGAAAUAUGUGUGAUGUAACAAUUGUCAUUUUCAUUAGCAAAAAAAGUUGUAUGAUCUGUGCCUUUUUUAUAUCUUGGCAGGUAGGAAUAUUAUAUUUGGAUGCAGAAAUCAGGGAAGAUGAGUUGGAAACACUAAAUGUAAAAUAUAUGUAGCAAACCUUGUCAGACAUUAGUACUUUAUAGAAGAAUGCAUGCUUUCCAUAAUUUUUUCCUUACAUAAGCAUCAGGUUAGGCAGUUAUAAGAAUAGGAAAUUUCUUUUGCACUGAAGAUUUGGCAAAUAGUGUUAUUGAGACAGGGGUGUAAAUUUUUUUUGUAGACAGUACAAGAAGUUUACAAAAAAAAUCUUUCCAUUUCUGGGAAACUAAAAAUUCAUUGUUACUGAGGGAACAAAUGUAACUUGUUCACAAGCUAGUAAUGUGUGUCUGCUUUUUGGCCAGAUGACCAAUUUAAAAAUAACCUUUUUUCAUCCUCCCAAAAGUUUUUUGAAAUGGUUUAAAAUUUUAAUUUGGAGCUUAUCUCAAGAGAGAUAAGAAGAACAUUCCCACGUGUGAUAACCUGUUAAGUGCAGGGAGUAGUUUAGCUAACUAACAUUGGAGGCAGGACAAAUUCAUAAUUUUUUGAGAUACAAGGUCUGAUUCGCAAGCAGGUUUGGAAGGAGUUGGGGAACUUGGUGCAAAGUACAUAAAGGGGGAAUUAAACGUACUUUUUUCUUUAUUUCUGAUCAUGAAUUAAAUUUACUGGGUAAAACUGUGUGAGGACUUUCAUUUUAAUCUAUUCUAUUUUUAGUAAAAUUACUCCAGUAGGAGUGCCACUGAUUAUGUACAGAACUGUACAAACAUGAUCUUGCCUCUGAUGUAUUUUGUGAGUUUUGUUUCUUUGCUUUUUUCAUUCCACUGUUUUUCCUUGCAUACAAGUACGCAUAUAAAAAUGGCAACAAACUGCACAUGAUUUAACACAUAUAAAAAUGUCUUAAAAAGUAUUGCCAAACAUUAAUGUUGAUUUCUAGUUAUUUAUUUUGGGAAUGUAUAGUAUUUGAAAACAGAAAUUGGUACCUUGCACACAUCAUCUGUAAACUGUUUUGGUUUAAAAUACUGUAGAUAAUUAACCAAGGUAGACUGACCUUGUAAUGUAACUGCUCUUGGGCAAUAUUCUCUGUACAUAUUAGCUACAACAGAUUGGAUUUUAUGUUGACAUUUGUUUGGUUAUAGUGCAAUAUAUUUUGUAUGCAAGCAGUUUCAAUAAAGUUUGAUCUUCCUCUGCUAACUGAUGUUGAUGCAAUCCUUAUGAAUGAUUGCUUUUAAAAACAGUCAACUUAUAAUAAGUAGAGAGAGCCUAUAUUUCUCUGUUAAAGUUUAACUGUAGCCAUUGUUCCAUAUGUUGUAGAAAGCUUCUAAAACGUUACCAGUUUUCGAAAAUUGGCAGAUAAUGCUAAAAAUACGGAACCUCUUUGGUGAAAUGGUACAAUACAUGUUGAGCUAUUAUAAUAUGCACUAGAUUUUUUUACACUCAAAGGCUGAGUUCAAUAAGGUGCUAACUAGGUUAUAUGCGAAUUGCUAAUUAAUAAAACUUCAAUUUGAUGGGCUAAUCACAUUCCAGUUUCAAAUGCAUUUUGGGGUAAUGGCAUAUUUUACAGUAUUUCUGUGUGCUAAAGUUAAACAUGUAUCCCUUUGCAUUCAAAUUUCAAUGUUUUUAAGUGUUAGUAAAUUUCAAAAACAUAAAUUGUAAAUCUAAAUGUAAAUUUUAUUUUGAAAAAUCAUGCAUUGUUACAAAGCUUGAAAGUGCAACAUGUCUGAUGGUUGGGUUCAGAUCCUACUGGUAACUUAUAAAGUAUGGUCUAAUGAAUUAAAAUUAUUUUAAAAAAUAAAGUUUUUUUUUAAACAGUGAAA